Abrus precatorius (Indian licorice) is the source of this 1108-nucleotide messenger RNA. RefSeq names its product dehydrodolichyl diphosphate synthase complex subunit Nus1. Gene Ontology annotation, molecular function: ditrans,polycis-polyprenyl diphosphate synthase [(2E,6E)-farnesyl diphosphate specific] activity. Gene Ontology annotation, cellular component: endoplasmic reticulum membrane; dehydrodolichyl diphosphate synthase complex. The coding region runs from base 32 to 850 and encodes 272 amino acids. Lineage: Eukaryota; Viridiplantae; Streptophyta; Magnoliopsida; Fabales; Fabaceae. The record is from RefSeq and is a predicted model, not a curated record. The transcript is spliced from 8 exons.
GUGCUUGAUCAUAUAACUUACAUGAGAUGAGAUGAUAGAAGCGGAGACGCUAUGCUGUAGUGUAGUGAAGAGAAGAGCGAUCAUGGAUUUUAGAGAUGGAGCUCACAAGUUGUCUCGUUCUAUUGUUGCUAUUGUAAAUCUUGGGCUUCGACUGCUAUGGUACUUUCUUCAAAUAAUUGUCAGCACAUGGCAUUCCAUAUUAACCAUGGGCAAUUUGUUUGAAAGCUGUUUCAUCUCUUAUGGAGUAUUGAAGAAAUAUGAGUUUCUUCAUUUAGGAAGGCUACAGUACCUUGCCAUUGUCAUAGAAAGUGAAGAAGCUCGUCAGACUUCCAAAGUUGUUAAACUUUUGCAGUGGCUGGACUCUAUUGGUGUAAAGAAUGUAUGCCUCUAUGACAUGAAUGGAGUAUUGAAGAAGUCUAAGGAAACCAUAAUUCAAAAGUUGAAGGACGCAAAAUCCAUAGAGGAAGUUAGUGAAGCAGUGACAGACCAUGUUCCAGAUCACAUGACUUUAGAAUUUAUUUCUUAUGUGGAUGGGAAGGAGGCAGUGGCCAAAGCAGCUAACUUGAUUUUCGCAGAGCAAUUGAAACGACAUAACUUGGGUGGGGAACUAAAUGGUCACAUCUUGUCAGAGCCUCACUUGAAUGAGGCCCUGCAAAUUGUCGGUAGCAAAGGCCCUGAACCCGACCUUUUACUGGUUUAUGGACCGGUGAGGAGCCAUCUUGGUUUUCCUGCAUGGAGAAUUCGAUAUACAGAGAUAGUACAUAUGGGAUCAUUGAACGUUAUGAGAUAUGGUUCGUUGAUAAAAGCCAUUUACAACUUUACGAAAGUGCACCAAAAUUAUGGUACAUAGGGAAGGAGUUUGCAAGGAAUUGAAUGUACAAGCACAAAUCAUAGGCAUGAAGAAUAGAAAAAUAUCUAGCCUAUCUUUGUGGGCAUUAGUAAUGUGUAAAUGAGAGAUAGAAUUGCAGGUUAUAAUGUAGUAUGACUCACUUCUAAUUUAAAAAAGAUUUGGCAGUACUAUCCUUGCCUUCAUCCCUUCUAUGUCUUGCAAUUAGGGAGCAUUUUUAUUUGAUGGCACCAUAGCGAAUGAAAUUCCUCGUCGUUUUGU